UCGCGUGAGUAGGGAAGCCCAAUAGCCCACUCAUCUACUACGUUUAUUUUGAAACGCUUUCCCCGCGAAACAGCAAAUACAAACUAACCUUUCCGGUUUCCCCCCUAAUUAUUAUUGUUGUAAUAAUAAUAAUAAUAAUAAUGAGUCUAGACACUCUAUUUGAGCACAUUUUAUUGACAGAGCAGCAGGUUUCAGAAAAUAUCAAGCAGCUUCAUGAAGUUAAAGCUGCCAUCAAGAGUGUACAGGACAAAAUAAACUCCUCACGUGAAAAACUGGAGGUAGCACAUCGUGAACUGGAUGAGAAGGAGGACAGAACCGAGGACACGUCAUCCGCAGACAAUGAUGUAUCCAGCCGGACAUCAAAUGGAUCUGACCCUAAUGUUUGCGUUUGGCAGUCUCAGCUCCUGGCUGAAACCAAACUGCAGUUUGUAUUGAUGACAAAGCGACAAGAUCAGCUGGAAAGGCAGAAAGAGGAACUCCUUGGACUGCAGAGAGAUCUCAAAGAAAACCUGGACAGACUGAAAAGAGAAUCAUGUGAAGAAAGAGAGAAAUUCUUGAAGGACAUGAUAACUUUCAACAAUGAAUUCAACCUAAUCAGCAACAGAAAUGCUGUUUUUCACACCCAAACCCUAUCUAAAAUCCAGAGCUUAGAGCUUGAAGCUCAAACUCUACACAAAGAGAUGGACUUGCUGAAGCAAAAGAACACUUUGCUAAGCUCCAUGAAAGAAGAGAAAAGGUCACUAGAAGCUGAGCUCCAGGAAAUACAAUCACAGCUUACAGAUACAGAGAGAAAUCUGAAGGAAGCAGUAGCUCUGACAGAGAGUUUGAAGACAGAGAGGCUCAUGGUCCGUCAGAAACCCUUGACAGACAGCACCUGUAUUAGACUCAAGAAAGAGCUGGAGUUAUAUAAAGAAGAAGAGCUUGAGCUUCUGCGAGAGACCCUCAGCUCUGAGAUUCACUCCAUGCAACUGAAGUUAUCACAGAAGGGCAUAUUUUGUUGAGAGUGCUUCAGUGAGACUUCAGCGUGUGCUUCAAACACCCUCUGUGUUUUGUAGGCUUUUAAAUGGUUUUAUUCAGUUGGUCAUAUACUUCAUGUAGAGUUUAAACAAUAUUGUAACAAUUAUAGAUUAGAUAUUGCUUAUUUGUACUAUUAAAAAAGUUUAACUAAACAUGCUCUUUCUAGAGUAGAAAUGUUCUUCUUAUUAGAUGCCUGUCUUCAUCUCACGCAAGACAUUGAUUCUGUGUUAAAACAGUCACACUGCAGUUUUAUCUAAAAUGUUGAUAAUACUGACAUCUAGUGGUUUUGUUGCAACAAUUCAUCCCCAUAGAGAACAUUUGAAUUAGUUUUUAUCUAUGCUUGCAAAUAGACUAAAUUGCAUUCAUCUAAUUUCCAAAAAUAGGUUGCUUCUUGGUUAUUAAAUAUGUCA
Carassius gibelio (silver crucian carp) is the source of this 1427-nucleotide messenger RNA. RefSeq names its product coiled-coil domain containing 172 (gene ccdc172). NCBI's taxonomy places the organism in Eukaryota, Metazoa, Chordata, Actinopteri, Cypriniformes, Cyprinidae. The coding region runs from base 141 to 1001 and encodes 286 amino acids. The transcript has 9 exons. The record is from RefSeq and is a predicted model, not a curated record. Gene Ontology annotation, cellular component: cytoplasm.